CAUGGCGAGUUGUUCAGCCCGGUGCCAUCACAAGCCAGGGACCCGUACACACCCUCCACCAGACUGUAUGGAAGGAGCCCUUAUCACCCCUUUAGGACUCCCUCUAUCUGGUGAAUGGCAGACAUUGAUUCUCUGCUUAUGGAGACCCCUUGCCUAGUGUGAGGCGCUGCAAGUGGAUGACUACGUAUAGUGAAGACUGAGGCCGCCAAGGAAAAGGACAGGAGUUUUGACCCUCCAACAGACAUCCCACUCAUGUUUCAGAUUUUCUACCGUGACCAGACGGUCUUUCAAAACCAAGACAAAUAAAUGUUUUCCUUAUCUAUUGAAAAUCAAAAGAAAAAAUAUUUUCAUUCUUGUUGUAGACCACAAGAUGAAGUGUAGACCAAAUACCAAAGGAGAUUUAUGACACGUAGAUCACAUACCAAAGUAGCACCGUGCAAUAUUAUCACUGUCCAAUAUUCUCUUCAACAGGACAUGGUGGGGUGGUGGUGGUGGUGGUGGUGGGCGACAGGGGCUGCCCUGCUGUCUGGGGGACUGUCCGUCAGGCCUCCUCUGAGCGACGGCCGCUACCUCCCAGUCACACAUGAGCAGAAUGGCCAAAAACACAUCAGGUACACACGCCGCGCACCACGGCAGCAGUGACUGAGUAUGUAGGCGUUAUGUGUAAAGGCUUCACCUGGCCACGUGACCUACACUGCAUCCCGCUACCCUUCCCACCCACCACACUCAGCAAAGCCCCAGCGACCCUCUUCUCAAGCUGUCAGAAGCAGCGAUAACCCGCUGUGACUGAAAGGAAAAUAAACAUAUUCCUCCCACUCGCUUGUCCUUUUCCGACGUGAGGUGCACCGAUACCUUCCGGCUCGACGAGUAUUUGUUUAAAAUAACACUUCCUCCUCAGCAUAUGACCGAGGAGUAACAGCAAGUCUUUCCAGGAAGCGAGUCCCUGGCACAGACGUGGCCGCCAUCAGCCUCUCGCAUGGAAAAACGUGAGGCCAUUCCUCUCCCGCUGACUGACACUGCAAGGUUGGCGGGUGGGGCGGUGCUGCGAGUGGCUGCAGAGGAAUGGGUACCACAUAUCGCAAUCGUGGACCUAGGGGGUGGCAAUUUCACUAUUCGAGGACCCAUGGCCAAUCUGCUCCAUGCCCUAGCCCAAGCGCUUAACUUCAGCUACACGCUGGUGAGGCCGCCUGACGGAGCGUGGGGCAUCCCGACCACUGACGGGGACUGGAAUGGCAUGAUCGGGAUGGUGAAGAGAAACGAGGCUGACAUCGCCCUGGGUCCCUUCGGCCUCACUUACUCCCGGUCACGCGUAGUGGACUUCACGUCGCCUAUCCUCAUCGACUACUACCGCAUCCUGGUCCGCCGCCCCCGCUCAGAGCCCGACCCCAUUGGCUUCCUCCGGCCCUUCAGGUGGCCAGUGUGGGUGGGGCUGGUGGCGAGUGUGGGUGUAGCCGGUACGGUGAUGUUCUUCUCUCGUUGGUUCGUGAGACACCACUACCUCGGCCCCGGCAGCAGGAAGGCGGUGCUGACGGAGCUCAUGUCGCAGUGGUGGGCAGCGUACGGCGCCCUUCUUUCGCAACCCGUGGGUGGGUGGAGUGGUUCGCGGGCGGGAUGGCGCGUGGCGGCGGGGGCGUGGUGGGUGACGGCGCUGGUGGUGGCAAGGUCCUACAGCUCUGGCCUCACUUCCCUCCUCGCCGUGAGAACAGUCCCCGUCAGGUACGACUAUUUGACGCAGGUAAUUGCCGACGAGCAGCUUCACCUGGUGUUCGAGAAAGCUACUGCCCUCGUGGAGCACAUGUCGACUGUGCAGCGCGGGGUGUACAAGGAGCUGGCGGACACGAGGCAGCAGGAGCGGGCACACUUUCUCGCCUCCUCUGCUCUGUACAAAGCAGCUUACCAGCAGGUGCGCAAGGGUAGCCACGCUCUGCUGGUCGAGGACACCACAUGCAGGAAGGUUUACUCUGAUGAUUUUACGAAGUAUGGUCGGUGUGACUUCUACAUCGGCAAAGAGCAGUACUGGCCGCUCAUCUUCAGCCUUAUCGGUCGUAAAGGGUCGCCGCUCAUCCCAGUCAUCAGCGAAAUAUUGGAACAGAUGGUUGCCCACGACCUGUACUUCAAGUGGCUGGGAGACGAGCUGCCCAACGCCACAGCCUGCCUCCGGGCCAGCACGCGCGUCACUGUCAAUGAGCCCUACUCCCUCAAGGGCCUCUGGGGCGUGUUCGUGCUCUUUGCCGGGGGACUGUUAGCGGCCGCCACCGUGCUGUUCUGUGAGGUGUUGACAGUGUCCAUGAACCCUGCCACGGUCACUGCCGGUCAAUCAUACUGACGAUGACAACAACAAUUACUACAACAACGACCAUUACCACUAUUACAAAGAUCUUUCUACUACUGCCUCUGUUGUUCUAUUAUGAAAGGAUGAGAAUAUUUUUCUUACCAAAGGUGUUUACAUAGAGUCCGCAUACGAAGUCUAUGGUACUUACUAAACUGUUUAUAGUAAAAUGUAGUCGUAAUACGAUGAGAUCAUCUAUUCAUUUUUAUUAUUAUUAUUAUUAUUAUUAUUAACAUUGUCGUUCAUGUCACCAUUGCUAUUAUUAUUUCAUCUUUACACAAGUUACCGGUGAAAAUAGAAAAAAUCCAAUGAUAUAAAGAUUUACUGGGAUCUGAAUAAACACGUGACAUAUCCCUGCAGUGAGGUAUUCCUGUCAACCUAAGCAAUUCUUGUACACACUGGUAGUUACACACACACUUCAUCGACUCACGCGUCAGACACAGGCCCGCAUGCAUGAACCACACCGGCCUCUCAGAUUAUUUUUCAAAGGCCAGAGAGAUUAUUCCUUAGACUCUCAUGGUAUUUCUUCUCAAUGGUGAUGCAGUGUUUGUUAAAUCACUAGAAAAUACCAGUAACUUGUACUGCACCAUGUAAACAUCACUAUCAGAAUGGAGACGCUAUUGAAAACAUCGUUAAUUUAAACUAUAGCCUAUGAUUGUCAUCAACAUAAUAAAAAUAAC
Portunus trituberculatus (swimming crab) is the source of this 3009-nucleotide messenger RNA. Its product is annotated as probable glutamate receptor. The transcript is spliced from 12 exons. Bases 977 to 2326 code for a protein of 449 amino acids. Gene Ontology annotation, biological process: monoatomic ion transport. Gene Ontology annotation, cellular component: membrane. Gene Ontology annotation, molecular function: glutamate-gated receptor activity. Lineage: Eukaryota; Metazoa; Arthropoda; Malacostraca; Decapoda; Portunidae. The record is from RefSeq and is a predicted model, not a curated record.